AUGAACAUUCAAACAAAUGAACAAGCAACAACGGACGAACAAGGUACAGCUCCUUCUGCAACAGCUGCAUUUCGAGACUUGCUUGGUGUUCAAAGGCAAUCUGAGGAAGAUCUAAAGAAUACUUUUUAUCAAAGAGAAUUACCGAAAACCUUAGUACGUUUUGCUUCUCCUGAAGGUAAAAAGCUAUUCAGGGAAGCAAUGGAUGAUGGUUAUGCAGAAGGGUUUUUCCCAUUGACCGGUAACUUUACAACACAAUCUGAGCCAUCCUAUUGUGGCCCAAGUUCACUUGCUAUGGUCUUAAAUGCCCUAGAAGUAGAUCCAAAACGAAGAUGGAAAGGCAAUUGGCGAUGGUUUUCAGAUGAAUUCUUACAUUGUUGCUCAUCAAAAGAAGAUAUGAAAACAAAAGGCAUCACAUUUGAUAAUUUUGCAUGCUUAGCCAAGUGCCAUUCUGAUGUUCAAGUCAAACGUGCCUUUGAUUUUAGCUUUGAUGAAUUCAAAAAGGACUUGGAAUCCGUCACUUCAACAUCAGACAAGUUUAUGAUCAUAUCAUUUUCUAGAAAGACGCUCGGACAAACGGGGGAUGGACACUUUUCACCUAUUGGUGCUUAUAACCCGAGGAAUAAUAUGGUACUUGUGUUGGACACAGCUCGCUACAAGUACCCAAGUUAUUGGUGCUCUAUUGAGACCUUGUUUGAAUCAAUGAAGCCAAUUGACAAAGAAACCGGUCGUCCGCGCGGUUAUUUUAUUCUAAGUUACAAC
Messenger RNA from Rhizopus microsporus ATCC 52813, 759 nucleotides. Its product is annotated as Phytochelatin-domain-containing protein. The record is from RefSeq and is a predicted model, not a curated record. The transcript is spliced from 3 exons. Gene Ontology annotation, molecular function: metal ion binding; glutathione gamma-glutamylcysteinyltransferase activity. NCBI's taxonomy places the organism in Eukaryota, Fungi, Mucoromycota, Mucoromycetes, Mucorales, Rhizopodaceae. Gene Ontology annotation, biological process: detoxification of copper ion; phytochelatin biosynthetic process; response to metal ion. The annotation marks the transcript as partial.